Molecule: messenger RNA, 1670 nt
Organism: Candoia aspera
Lineage: Eukaryota; Metazoa; Chordata; Lepidosauria; Squamata; Candoiidae
Product: extracellular tyrosine-protein kinase PKDCC-like
Exons: 7
Coding region: 54-1388 (444 amino acids)
Biological process (GO): skeletal system development; peptidyl-tyrosine phosphorylation
Cellular component (GO): extracellular region
Molecular function (GO): non-membrane spanning protein tyrosine kinase activity
Source: RefSeq, a predicted model, not a curated record
CUUUUUGCUCAGGCGAGCUGCGCGCCAGUGCGCUCCCUCGUUCCUCCUUCGCCAUGCAGGGUCCCGAGACGCUCCUUGCACUGUUAAUCAUGCCUGCCCUGCUUGCGUUGGCCCUUGUUAUUUCGGGCCCUUGGAGGCUCUUAGAGUCCCAGCCGCCUCCGAAUUUGAUGCGGGAACUGGAGCAGCGGCAGCAGGAUCUGAGCCGCCUGGCAGCCUCUGUCCAAGCCCGCGCUUCUCCGUCUCCCGCAAGGCGCGCCGCGGUCGCAGAGCCUUUGGGUUGCGCGGAACUGAACGGCCUGAGCGACGUGGGCGUGGUGGGCGCUGGCAUCACGAAGCUGGUGCUGAGGGCCGCUCUGUCGCCUGGUGGCAAGGAAAUCGCUCUGAAAUCCGUGCACUGGACAGGCAACGACGUGAGUCGCUGUGUUCAACGCUACGGCCACGCGGAAGGUUGUUUCCAGCUCGCUGCUUUCAAGCUGUUGAAGGAGACGGUUCUGCUGCAGAGUCUGGAUCAUCAAGGCAUCAUCAAGCUGCAUGGUCAAUGCUUUAAUAAUAGCUUAUAUCCCGAAAUGAAAGUGGUUUCUAUGCUGGAGCUGGGAGCCCCUUUGGAGAUGAUUCAGCUUCUGCAGAUCCCCUGGGAAGAGAGAUUUAAAAUUUGCCUGGAUCUGGCAGAACUGCUGUAUUACUUGGCAAAUUCUCCUCUGGGUUCCAUCGCUCUUCUAGAUUUCCAGCCAAGGCAAUUUGUUAUGGUGAAUGGGAUCCUGAAAGUUACAGACCUGGAUGAUGUGAGCACUGAGGAACUGUCUUGCAAAAGAGAUCAGGACUGCAUUCUCAAAUUCCCCACAAAAACCUUCUUUCUCAAAUGUGCCAGCCACGGGAACUGUAAAGGAAUAAAUGAGAAACGGAAUCUUUUCAAUGCGUACCGGUAUUUCUUCACUUAUCUCUUACCUCAUACUGCACCCAUUGUUUUGCAACCAAUUUUGAAGGAUAUCCUGAAUGCCACAGGUGACUUGCGAUAUGGAGCAAAUGAAACUCUAAGAGCUUUCCAAAAAGUUUUGCAUUUGUACAAGUCAGGACUUUAUCUGCAGAAAAGGCCUUCUCAUUUAAAAGAAUAUGUUGUUGUAAAGGGAUUCCACAGUGUGGAUACAGAGGACUAUAAGUGCUGGCCUUCGUAUAGCUCUUUGAGAUGCAUGCUCUCUGUUCAUAAUGUAGAGGAAGCUGCCUCCAUUUGCAGUUACCAUCCACAGUGUCAACAUUUUAUCAUCACACCACAGAGAACAUGGACAGGGCGUCCUCUUGCUAUUUUUCAGAGCAAUUUGACCUACUUAAUUCCAGGUAGCACCACGGAGGUGUACGUUAAACGAUCUGCAUCCUCAAGAGGAGGCCUUUGAUUGAGAUGCCAGAGAAAACUCAGCAUUGUUACUGGGACUAAUAUUAUCGACAUCAAUGGAUGGCUUACAUUAUUUCCGCUGUGAGGCUAUUAUCUACACCAGUUUACGUGACAAAUGUUUCAAUAAUCAAAUCCCUUUAUUCAAGAACUUAUGCAUCCCAGGAGUAGUUCAUAAGCUGUUCCAUACUGUUACAACUACGCAAGUCUCAAUUUCAGCCACCACUGGGAUUGGACAAAUUGGCUUUAUGUAUAUUCAGUCAUGAUUUUCUAACUUCUGUGUUGU